UGCCGUCUGCAUUUAAACAUUUAGGCUAUCCGGCGUGUUGUGAGUUUAAAAAGUAUUUGUGUUUUAAGAGUGCCUUCGUGUGUCUGAGGAGCUGGUGUAUAAAUUUAUUCCUUUUGUAACCAUCAUGGAUCAAUUCGAAAGUAUUAAUCGAUUGUUCUUUGAUGGCCUUCGGCUUUUAGUCGAUUUAGUGAAGUUUUGAAAUCGGGAUUUUAUCUAGCCGACAUUUCAUUUGAACAUCUAUAUUAUUCCUCUUUGAUGACUACUACCACAGAAGACUAAAAUCCUCUGGAUCCGAAUCCAUGUAUACUCAAGUUGUAGAAGAUGUAAAAAAUAUUGAAAACAUGAAAGUCUCCAAGAAAGAUGCCCCACCACAUAUUGCAGCUUUAAUGACAGAAAAUGAGAAAAUUGAAUAUAGAAUUGGAAUUUUAAAAAGGCGUGCCAAGGAAUUGACUCAAACUGCUGUGCUUCAGGGAUCUGUUCUGAAUGUCUUGCAGCAUGUAUUUUCGUCUGCGAUAAAACAAAGCUUUCCUGAUCUUCAAAAUUUUGUUUGCAAUGUUACUAGAAGCACAUCUGAAAAAUUUGGUGAUUAUCAGUGCAAUAAUGCAAUGAAUAUUGCUCAGAUUAUGCGUCAAAAAGGCAUGAAAUUAUCUCCUUUGCCGUGUGCUGAAAAGAUUGUAGCCCAUGUUUCUUGUGACUCUGUUAUAGACACUAUUGAAGUUGUUCCACCUGGCUUUAUAAAUAUAAAAAUAAAACCAAGUUUUUGUAGUCAGCGUGUAAGCUAUCUGCUUACUGAAGGAGUGAAGCCACCACCAGUUAAAAAAAGGAAAGUUGUAGUAGAUUUUUCUUCACCAAAUGUAGCAAAAGAAAUGCAUGUUGGCCAUUUGAGAUCAACAAUUAUUGGAGAAAGUAUUUGUCGACUCUUAGAAUUUUCUGGGCAUGAUGUUCUCAGAAUAAAUCAUAUUGGAGAUUGGGGUACCCAAUUUGGUAUGCUUAUAGCUCAUCUGCAAGAUACAUUCCCAGAUUAUAUUGAUAAAUCUCCAUCUAUUCAAAAUUUGCAAGAAUUUUAUAAGGAAUCUAAAAAGCGGUUUGAUAAUGAUGAAGAUUUCAAAAAGAGAGCAUAUUCAUGUGUUGUGCAACUACAGCAAUAUGAACCUAAUAUAAUGAAAGCUUGGAAGCAGAUCUGUGAUGUUACAAGAGAUGAAAUUAGUAAAAUUUACAAACGCUUAGAUGUUACAAUUAUUGAAAGAGGUGAGUCUUUCUAUCAAGAAAGAAUGAAAUCAUUAGUGAAGGAACUUGAAAGUAAAGGUGUUCUGGUUGAGGACGACGGUAGAAAAGUUCUCUUCGUUGAGGGAAUAAGUGUACCUUUAACUAUUGUCAAAUCUGAUGGUGGUUUUACAUAUGAUACUUCAGAUCUUGCAGCUUUAAAGCAGCGUAUUGAAGAAGAAAAAGCUGAUUGGAUAAUUUAUGUCGUUGAUGCUGGACAGUCUCUACAUUUAGAAUCAGUUUUUGCUGCUGGAAGAGCAUUAGGUAUCUGUCCUCCUGAAGUGAGAGCAGAUCAUGCUGCAUUUGGUGUUGUCCUUGGUGAAGACAAAAAGAAAUUUAAGACCAGAUCUGGAGAUACUGUGAAAUUGGCUGAUUUAUUAGAUGAAGGAUUGCAAAAAAGUCUUCUAAAAUUAAAAGAAAAGAAGAGAGAUGAAGUAUUGACGCCUGAGGAAUUAAAAGCUGCUCAAGAAGCUGUAGCAUAUGGUUGUAUUAAAUAUGCUGACCUGAGCCAUAAUCGAAUGCAUGAUUAUGUAUUUUCUUUUGAGAGAAUGUUAGAUGACAAAGGGAACUCUGCUGUUUAUCUGUUGUAUUCUCUAGUUAGAAUAAAAUCUAUUGCCAGAAAUGUUAAUGUUGAUGAAGAAACAUUAAAAAAUUCUGCUCGUACGACUAAAAUAGAACUAGAGCAUCCUAAAGAACUCAAACUUGCCAAAAUGGUCAUUCGGUUCCAAGAAAUUAUAGUAAAUGUUAUUGAAGAUCUGUCAUUACACACUUUAUGUGACUACCUGUAUGAAUUAUCUGUUGUGUUUUCUGAAUUUUAUGACAAUUGCUAUAUAAUUUCAAAAGACGAAAAAGGUGAAGUUAAGAAUGUAAAAUAUGAGUCGCCUGUUGUUAUGUGAGGCUACUGCAAGCAUAAUGACAACAGGUUUCUAUAUUCUAAGUUUGAAACCUGUAGCUAAAAUGUAAUAAAUUAUGAAAUAUAAAAUAAAAUUUAUUAUUAUAAAUAAAA
Molecule: messenger RNA, 2269 nt
Organism: Stegodyphus dumicola
Lineage: Eukaryota; Metazoa; Arthropoda; Arachnida; Araneae; Eresidae
Gene: ArgRS
Product: arginine--tRNA ligase-like protein
Biological process (GO): arginyl-tRNA aminoacylation
Cellular component (GO): cytoplasm
Molecular function (GO): ATP binding; arginine-tRNA ligase activity
Source: RefSeq, a predicted model, not a curated record